CAAAGUGAUUCAAGACUCGUACACCAAAGCAAACACACACAGAGCAGUUGUACAGUAACAGAGAGAGGAUAAAGAAUCACAUGGUAGUGAGAUUACUAGUUCCAGGUGGGUCAAGAGAAAGUAAAUAGAAAAAAUAUAUAUAUAAAUAGCAGAAACUGGUUCAGCAGGAAGACCAGCAUGGAUUGUCUUGUUCUGUGGACCUGUUUGCUGAGGUGAUGUGGUAAAUACUUAAUCAGAUCAAACCGAAAAUUUACAACCUUCUCAAGCUACAAAUCGGAGGCACAGAAGGGAGUUUGCACUGUGGUGACACAAUGACAUCAUCCAGGAGAACAUGGAUGUUCUCCUCAAUGCGUUCUACGACUAGACCGUCAUUAGAUGAAAGGGAAAAUCCUUUCAGGAGGAGAUUAUUUUCUUCUUUCAGAGGUGAUCAACGUGAACAAAAGUCUCAAGGACUAGAAGACGGUGUCUCUGACAUAGAUAAGAGACGAAGUUUCUCAGAUGGAGGGCUUGAGACCAACAAAGGUGUCUUUCUUCCAGGUGAAGAUCAAUCAGACAUGGGAGCCAUGAAGAGGUUCAGUACCUUAUUUUCGUCCUUCCGUGGGAAAAUCAACAAAGACAGAACUGGCAAGGAACCAGAUCUACCUGCUAGCGCAGAGCUCUCUCCCGUGGAAGAAAAGGCAAAGGAGCAGCGCUACGCUAGCGGGCAGUUUUUCUUCGAAUAUCUGGUGGUGGUUCGACCUAAGAAGAACAAAGAUGGCAUAUAUGAGCCACAGAUCAUCUAUCAGUUCCCUAAGAAGGAUGGAAUGGUGCGAUUUCAGAAGGAGGAGGAAGAGAAGACGUUAAAGGCGCUCACACUCUUUUGCUUUCCAGAGGGUGUUAACUGGGCGCCCUUAACAGAAUGUCCCAGUGAAACAUUCUCUUUCGUGCUUACAGAUGUUGAUGGUUCGAGGAAGAAUGGAUACUGUAGGAGGCUGCUGCCUGAUGGGAAGGGUGCUCGUCUGCCAGAGGCCUACUGUAUCAUCAGUAAUGUAGCCUGUUUUGGACUCUUUUCCAAGAUUUUUGAUGAGGUGGAGCAACGCAGAAAGAUCUCCAUGGCGAUGAUUUACCCAUUUAUGCAGAGCCUGAGGGAGGCGGCUUUUCCUGCCCCUGGACACACUGUUAAUAUCAAAAGCUUUAUUCCAGAAAGAGGCACUGAGAUCAUCAGUUUGACUCGUCCGACAGACUCCUGGCUGGAGCAUGUAGAUUUCCGUACGUUGUUCACAUGCCUGUCAGAUGAUGAGGUGCUUAAGGUCUUUGCUGCUAUUGUACUUGAGCGGAGGAUCAUCUUCAUCGCUGAGGAGCUUGGGACAUUGUCUCAGGUCAUCCACGCAGUGGCUGUUCUCCUGUAUCCUUUCAUCUGGCAGCACACGCUCAUUUCCAUCGUUCCCGAGAUCCUAAUCGAUGUCAUCAUGGCCCCCACACCAUAUCUGCUGGGUGUCCAGAAACGCCUCGCAGAUCAGGUCAUUGACCAGACUGAGCUGCUUGUUGUUGACUUGUCAGAAGACAGGAAGGAGACGUUUAUCAAGUGUAUGGGAGAUGAGGACACAAUAUUACCUCACAAACUCAAAGAGGAAAUCAAGCAGGCCCUCAGUGCCAAAAAUGAGAAAUCAAGUCUUGAGGAGUUGAACCGGGUGGUCCCAGAAGCUUUCCUACCGUUCUUUAUCAAGACUGUCGGCCACUACUCUAAACACAUCGUGCGGAAUGGCCAAGACAAGCGGGGCGAGUUCCAGCAAACGCAUUUCUGUAAAGCUAUAGAAUCCAAGAGCAUGAGACGGUUUGUAAAGAAGUUCGUACAGACGCAGAUGUUCGACCUCUUCAUUCAGGAAAUGGAACAGAGACCCGCCUCUCAGGACGGCACAGGGUUUUUUGACAGAAAGAUUGCUGAAUACCAGAAAAAGAUGAAAGAGAAAGCCAAGAAACACUAGUGGAAGCAUUCACCAAAAAUGUGGUUGUAAAUCUUGUGUGAAAUAAAUCAGUUAAACUGUAGAUAGAAGGAAUGUAGAUAGAAUUAAAUGUCAGAUUAUUUUUUAUUUAUGUUCUCAUGUGUUCAGUUUGUCAGAGUUUUACUGCUGUUUGUCAUUAGUGUUGGGGUCUUGUUGGGUGUCAGGGGUAAUUGUUUUGUAAUAAGCUGCUGUAUUUAAUGUAUGUAAGGCUUCAGCUAAACGUUUUGACCAGAAGGUUUAAUGUUACAGAAACUGAGCCAGUAGAAACAUGCUGAAUUGAAAAACAUACCUUCCUAAAUGCAUUUUAAAUGAAAACAACACAGAUUCAGUCUGAUAUGGAAUUAAAUAAAACAUUUCAUCUCCAUAUAGAUCAUCUGUAAAUUAAAAACAUUACUGUAAAAGCACUGAAAGAUGUCAAAAUAUGUUUAUUCUAAAAUUAAAAGGAAAAAACUUUAAAGUGA
Molecule: messenger RNA, 2443 nt
Organism: Ctenopharyngodon idella (grass carp)
Lineage: Eukaryota; Metazoa; Chordata; Actinopteri; Cypriniformes; Xenocyprididae
Gene: dennd2da
Product: DENN/MADD domain containing 2Da
Exons: 16
Coding region: 312-1964 (550 amino acids)
Cellular component (GO): nucleoplasm; cytosol
Source: RefSeq, a predicted model, not a curated record